AUGCAGCUGACUUCCUACCUCUCCGUCGCCGUCGCCAUCCUGGGCCUGGCGACUGCUUCGCCCUCGCCCAAGGUCGCUUGCAACAAGCGCUCCCCUGUGCCUACCCAUGAGAAUGGCCAGUACGUUGUGAGCCGCGAUGUCAAGUUCGCCAACAAAAGAGUCUGGACCUUCAAUGGCAAAACCCUUCCCAAGGGCCUCUAUGCCAGCGAAUAUCAAGUUGGAAACACCCACGUUUACACCUCGUCUGGCGUCAAGCUUAACAAGGGCUACCUUGAGCUUACUGUACCUGGUGGCCAGAAAGCUAAGCCCUACAAGGCUGCUGAGAUUGCCACCGAGAUUGAGAACAUCAAGUAUGCCUCUGUGCGAACUACAGCCAUCCUAAGCGAACCUGCAGGUGUUUGCAACGGAAUGUUCUUUUACCAGUCUGACACCCAGGAGACCGACAUCGAGUGGCUCUCAGACCCCAAGUCCCAGUCCAACGAUGGCGGCGUCCGACAUCUUUGGUUCACCAACCAAGACCGCGACGGUGACGGAGAGCCUUCGCACAAGGCCGUCCUCCCUCCCUCCAACCCCACCUCCACCGAGCACGAGUACCGAAUUGACUGGACCGCGAACCUGGUUACCUUCUACGUCGAUGGCGUCAAGCAGUGGUCUACCAAGAAGGAUGUUCCCAACGUGCCUGGUCCCUGGAUCUGGAACAACUGGUCCAACGGCGACAAGGGCUGGAGUGCUGGUCCUCCCAAGCAGAAUGCUGUUUUCAAGAUCAAGAAGAUUGAGAUGUACUACAACACUGCUUAA
Fusarium sp. VM40 is the source of this 798-nucleotide messenger RNA. The record is from the annotation of a GenBank genome assembly. Lineage: Eukaryota; Fungi; Ascomycota; Sordariomycetes; Hypocreales; Nectriaceae.